This is a messenger RNA of Rasamsonia emersonii CBS 393.64, 1737 nucleotides long. RefSeq names its product Rho2. Bases 1 to 1737 code for a protein of 578 amino acids. The transcript has 11 exons. Gene Ontology annotation, molecular function: GTP binding; GTPase activity; protein kinase binding. Gene Ontology annotation, biological process: regulation of actin cytoskeleton organization; small GTPase-mediated signal transduction; regulation of cell shape. NCBI's taxonomy places the organism in Eukaryota, Fungi, Ascomycota, Eurotiomycetes, Eurotiales, Trichocomaceae. Gene Ontology annotation, cellular component: cell projection; cell cortex; cytoplasmic vesicle. The record is from RefSeq and is a predicted model, not a curated record.
AUGUCGUCAGAGGAGGUCUAUCUCACGGCUAUCUUCUAUCCUAAACCGGACAAGGUUGAUGAGCUCCUGGCUGCCGUCCAGGAAAUCACCAAGGCCGUCCAAGCAACCGAGCCGGACGUCCUGACGUACUUUGCGUUCCGGGCAAAAGGCCAAGAUGGCAAGGAUGAGGUUGUCUUUGUGGAGAAAUAUAAGAACCAAGCUUCUCUAGAUGCACACGUCAAAACUGCCCAUUUCCAGGCCCUCGUUGAGAAACUCCCUGGGCUGGUGGAGAAGCCGUUUGAUUUGAAGCAGGGAUCUUUCAUUGCUGGCUUCGAGCACCGGAAUGAAAUACCUGCCCAGGCGGACGCUGUAGAAAGAGAAAAUGUCCAUGAGAAUCAGAACAUGGCAGCUGUUUUUCUCAGCGACAGAAGAGACAAACAGCAUCACCAGGGAUUCUGCAGAGCCGCCAAUAACGCCCUUCCUUGCGGCCAGCAGUCCAGCGGACCAAUGGAGGAUGUGAAAGAUCGAACCCUGGGGCUUCGCGCCAGAGCCUGUUGCUCCCUCCCUCGCGCCCAGGAGACUAAGAGACAGAGUCGCUCUCCAGUCGCCCGUCUGAGUGGCUGCCAGCUAUCCCAGCCCAAUCCCGUUCAAAUUGCUCGUUUCGUGCUGUGGCAGGCUGCUGCUCUGCUUGCUUGCAACGGCAACCGCCGUGGCCUGAGGUUCCUCCCAGUAAGGCCGCCCCCUGACUUCCAUCUCCUGCACCGCACUGCUCCCCCUGGCCCCCGACCCAACCUCUCUGACGGACGCACCAUUAUUCUCCACCGUCCUCCAGACGACUCCUUAAGGGUUGAACUGGGCAUCCUUCUGAUCGCAGCUUUCCUAGACCAGCCAGGUCGAACGACAGCGGGUCGACCGCUCCUCCCGCUCCUUGACAAGCGAUAUUCCCCCGCUUCUGCAUAUCGCCCACCACGAUCGACGCCAACCACGCCAGCAUUUCCUAAUCUGAUCGUUGCGCGCGGCUUCUGGUCUCUUGUCGUAAAAUUAUCUCGGUUAUUUGCUUCGUUUGUCGGCUCGCUGCGCAUACAGAGUCUGAUUCUGGCGGUACCAGUGUUUAAGAUGGCAUCUGGCCCCGCUACUCAAUCGCUGAAGGUUGGACAGACCGAUGGAUGGACAGAAUGCAAAUCAGCCGGAGCUAAUAGAUGUCUGAGAGCAUCAUUGACGCUCGACAGGUUCGACAACUAUUCUGCAAGCGUGAUGGUGGACGGUAAGCCCAUCAGCCUGGGUCUGUGGGAUACCGCUGGACAGGAGGAUUACGACCGACUCCGACCACUGUCGUACCCCCAAACGGACGUGUUCCUGAUCUGCUUCUCGAUCGUCAGCCCUCCCUCGUUCGACAACGUCAAGGCGAAGUGGUACCCUGAAAUCGAGCACCACGCACCGAACACUCCGAUCAUCCUGGUGGGCACCAAACUAGAUUUGAGGGACGACAAGGCCACGAACGAAGCGCUGCGUGCCAAGAAGAUGGAGCCGGUCUCGUACGAACAAGCGCUCCAGAUGGCGAAGGAGAUCAAGGCGCACAAGGUAUCUGGAGUGCUCAGCUCUGACGCAGCGCAACCUGAAGAGCGUAUUCGACGAAGCUAUUCGGGCCGUGCUCAACCCACGCCCGCAACCGAAACAGAAGAGCAAGAAGUGCGUGAUCGUGUAAAGCGAGACGAGGCGAAGCAAAGUCAAGCGAAACUAAUCCUUUCUAUUCCUUAA